This is a messenger RNA of Hypoxylon fragiforme, 1540 nucleotides long. RefSeq lists its product as uncharacterized. Bases 171 to 1442 code for a protein of 423 amino acids. The transcript is spliced from 4 exons. Lineage: Eukaryota; Fungi; Ascomycota; Sordariomycetes; Xylariales; Hypoxylaceae. Gene Ontology annotation, molecular function: chromatin binding. The record is from RefSeq and is a predicted model, not a curated record.
CUUGACGGCUAUUCGCUUGUCUUGCAUAAUUAGGUCCUGAUUGCGCAACAACCCAAACACCUCUUUGCGUCCAGCGCAAGCAGCCUCCGCACAAGACUUCAUCUCUUCAUAGAGUAGUAUUCGUUCACGUCAACCACCCAAUUCGUUCCAACGACAAUAAAAUAUCAACCAUGGCGACCUCUCGUAAGCGUCCGCGUCCCGAGGCCACAGAAGAAAGUCAGGCCGAAUGCCCCUUCACCGUUAUCCACCCCGAUCCGAAUGAGAAAGAAAAGAAGGCCAAGCGUCGACGGCAGGAAUCUGAGGACCGUCCGCUACCAAAGGUUCUGCUUCAAACGUCCCCCUUCUCGCCUAUGGGCAAGUUCAAGGAUCCCGAUAAUACGAUGGACCGUCACUAUCUAGUCCAACCAACCCAGAGGUGGAUGGAUAUGACGCGAUACAAUAGCUUUGUUCUCAACGGUGUGAAGUAUUGGAGUGAAGGCUUCAUAUUUGUUGCCAACAGCUCGACCAUUGAACGACAGAAGAACCCAGGCGAACCCGUACAACCUAAGAAGAAGUCGGACGACGACUGGGUUGCGAGAAUUCUAGAGAUUCGUGCGAGUGACGAACACCACGUUUACGCACGUGUCUAUUGGAUGUAUUGGCCGGAUGAGUUACCACAAGGCACACAGGAUGGAAGAAAACACAUCCAAGGAAGACAAUGGUAUCACGGCGCAAACGAGUUGAUUGCGUCUAAUCAUAUGGACGUGAUCAAUGUUGUCAGCGUCACUGCCGCUGCCGCUGUCAACCAAUGGGACGAAACAAAUGAGGACGAAGUGCAACCUGCUCUCUACUGGCGCCAAGCUUUCGAUGUGCGAAGCAUGGAACUUUCUUCUGCUGAACUACGCUGCAAAUGCAAUCGCCCUGAGAAUCCAGACAAGCCGUUAUUUGGCUGCUCAAACGAUGAUUGUAAGAAGUGGCUUCAUGACGAGUGCCUAAUCCACGAUGCGCUCGUGAAGACCUACAAGCGUCUAGGAUCUGACAAACCCCACAAGCCCGCGCCAGUAAAAGAAGAAGAAGGCAGUGAGGGUGCCAAGCGGCCGCUUAGUCCCAGUGAGACAGGUGCAGCGCAAACGGCUGAGCAGUCAAUUGAUGUCAAACCGGAAGAGCAGCAAGAGACCAUCAAGCUUAAUGACGUCGAGAAAGCUCUACCAGCUACCAAGGCCGAGAACACGGCUGUCGCCGUCACUCAUUCCGAGCCAAAGCGAAGAGGACGGCCACGGAAAUCGGAGCUCAACGACCAGACGACGGCCAAGCUUUACGCGGGGCUGUUCAAAGCCGUCAUUCUAAGUGACACGAGUCCUCCGGUCCUAGAGGUGACAGAUCUCCGAAAGAAUGUGACAGGCGGAGAUAAGUCAUGGACGGAACCCCUCCACUGCCUAAUUUGUGAUGACGAGCUUCAGUAAUUAUGCUACACGGACAAAGCUAUAGCCAGGUAUCUAGUGGACAACGCAGACGAACUUGUGUUUUGCAAGUAUAUACCUAUUGACGCCGCUUAUGCCUU